UAAUCAUUGCAUGCGGGUACGUCGCUGUUAGUAGAUGCGCAGUGACCGCGAGCCGUUGGAUCCGAAACGUUGGCGCUCGAGUGCUUCGUACCGUGUGGAACAAUAGUACGCAUUUUUGUUGUUGUUGUGUCCGCGCUAGUGCAACGGGUCCGGCUAGCAAACCACUUUCCCAUUUUUUUCCCCCACGCAUACACACCGUGUGCCGGGUGCGUGUCUGUGCGUGUGUGUGUUGGUGAGUUUUGUUUUGUGUCGCGUAGCAUCGCCCUCGUGACGGGGCAGGUGUUGUGAUAAACAGUGGUGAACGGUGAAAGCAGACAAGGUACGAAGUCGCCCAACAACAAGCAAUCCGCGUACAGGGUGAAGGUCACUGGAGCACGGUUACCUGUGCCCGGGACGACCUGUGUGUGUGCAACCACGUUUGCAACCGAUCAACCAAUCGCCCGGUUCUCGCAUCCAGUCGCUGCCCCCAGCAAACUCCCAGCCAAACAGUAUGGCGCACCAUCCAACCAGCCGUGUAAUGCUGCUGUUCCUGCUUACCUUCCAACUUUACAUCGUCUCGGCCAUUCCACAAACGUUCGGGCCCCUGGUACGCGAUCGUGCGAUCCGCCAGCAAACGUCCGAGGAAGAUUUAAACGCCAACAUCGAGAGCAUCUAUCGGAAAGACUUCAAAGCGACCUCCAGCCCAUCGAAGGCACAGCAGGUCGAUGAGGUGGAACCCUCGCCAACGGAGCUUGUGGCGCGCUCGCAAGCCGGUGGUAGCCCGCGCCCUAGACGCCCGAUCGACAACAAUGAGCAGAACGCGAUGGUUUACGUGAUUCGUGACGCAGAAGGCAAGUUGGUGCCAAAGUUUGCGAAUCCUCAGCCAGUAUCAACCACACCUAGCCCCACACCGAAACCCGCCCUCGAAUCGACAACCGACGCUGAACGCAAGUUUGUACUCAAGCUCGCAACACCGUUGAGUAACAAGACGGAGAUGGAAUUCGACGAUCCAACGUUCGAGCUCGACUCGUACCCGGAGCAUUAUCCGUUCGAGAAGAUCAGAAACAUCCUGCAGAACCAUGCGGACAAGUACGAGGAGAUGUUUGAGAAUCGUUACAAGCGGGAACCACUGUCGACGCGCAUCAACAGCGAGGCGGACAAGUAUCUGUGCAGCUCGGUCGCCCACACCGAAUAUCCGACGUACGAUCCGAAGCAAGAUGUGCACAUCGUCAAUGUGCAGGGAUUCUAUCAACCGGUAGUGUUUGAGACUUGCAGCCGACCGAACGUCUCCUGUAAUAAGAGUGUCAGUACCGCGUCCAACUAUGAGCUGGUGUGUGAACAGACCUACCGAGACUACAAACUGUUCGUAUAUUCGCCGAACGACGAGAAUAAGUUCGUGUUUAUGGACAUCGAGUAUCCUGCCUGUUGCAAAUGUGCACAAGUCCUAUCUUCGUCGAGACAGCGAACAUGAUCGGGACGAGCGCGGAACCUGCCUAAUCCCCAAUGCCAUAUGUCUAAACGAGCGCGUGCCAGAUCGGGUGCUAUAAUAUCUCUUGAUGUACAGACGAUUGCUGUAGCCCGUGCUGGGGAAGGAUAGAACCGUUCCCGUAGAACAUUUGAUGUGAUUGUUAAUCUUCCUUCUACCGUUUGUUUCUUGUUAGCGUUUUUUAUUAAUGUAACCUGGUUACCGCGUGUAACAAAUCAACAUCCAAUUCAAACGCGUGUGCUCUCAGCAGAUUCGCAUCCGCCAUUGCUUAUGCGCUUCGCCAAACUAAACUCGUCAAAUGACGGUGCUUCGUUUUGUUAUCAUCCGGUCAUCAGGUGGUACGAUGGGUAUCGGGAUGCUGCCAAGCACUGAGCAGCAGCAGCAGUACCCCCCCUCCCCAGUUACCUGUACCACAACUCUCUUAUUGACUAGCAUUUAGCAGUACCGUUUUGCGAUUCGAAUGUUUGUGUAUAUUUUAGUGAAAGCCAAAAAAUAUAGUAAACCCAUUCUUGUCUAAUAA
Messenger RNA from Anopheles stephensi (Asian malaria mosquito), 1985 nucleotides. RefSeq lists its product as uncharacterized. Gene Ontology annotation, molecular function: growth factor activity; Toll binding. NCBI's taxonomy places the organism in Eukaryota, Metazoa, Arthropoda, Insecta, Diptera, Culicidae. The record is from RefSeq and is a predicted model, not a curated record. Gene Ontology annotation, cellular component: extracellular region. Gene Ontology annotation, biological process: regulation of Toll signaling pathway; innate immune response; central nervous system formation. The coding region runs from base 491 to 1450 and encodes 319 amino acids. The transcript has 5 exons.